CCCACGCGGCUCCCCCUUCAACCUCGCCCAACCGCCACAAACCGAGUUCGAUAUUAUCGCCAUCAGCCUCUACGAUCCCACCUCUCGCACUGCGCAUUGCCUGCCGCCGACUACGGCACCGCGUUUCUGCACGCCCACGGCCGUCCCCCUACCUAUCGACCCAGGCCUCUGCUACCCCGCCGGUCGUGCGACCCAGCCUGACGCGACUGGUUCUUGAUUCGCCCCGAGACUCCCUCCGGGAGAGGAGACACCGCAACCAUGGCCCCGUACGGGUCCGCCCACGCGCUCUCCAUCGGCGCAGAGUCGAGCCCUACCGGUUCUUCCUCGACUCCCAACCACCAUGCGCAAUCCCAACCGCCGCAACAACUGCCAACCCCGAACCAGGCAGGACUACCUCUGAAUGCCCAGCACAAGCGUGUCUAUCAGGCCUGUAUCCCCUGUCGCCGCCGUAAGGUCCGAUGCGACUUGGGUAGUGUCGACAACCCGCACGAUCCUCCUUGUGUUCGUUGCCGUCGUGAAAGCAAGGAGUGCUUCUUCAGCGCAACCCGCCGAAAGCGCAAGACCGACGACGGCGAAGGCAGCGAUGUUGACGAGUAUAUCGUCCGCAACGGUCGCAAGCGAGUUCAGACCAGCGGUAGCCCCCAGCCCUUCAUCGAUCGCCGCGCAUACAGCAACGUGCCCUUGACCCCAGGCGGCUCUGCGGGCCGAACUCAACCACUUCGCCGGCCAGAUGGCUCCAGGGCCGACGGAGAUAGCGACUUCGGCACCGAUGGCGAUGCGAACCAGACUCUCGAGAACCUCGAGGCUCAAACGGUGAUGCGCCGCAGCGUGUUUGGACCCCACGACGCCCUUGACCUGCUCUACAAGGCUGCCACGGAUAGCCCAGUGACAAACCACCAUGAGCGCAAAGACAGCAUGUCUUCCGCCAAACAGCCUCCUCAGCCGCCCCUAGCCCAUGACGGUGUUCCAAAGCACAUUCGUCGAACGACCAUGCCUGUUAGGAUGGAGCAGCCCAUCGAUCCAGAAUUGUCGCAACCCGAGUUGAGUAGCCAACCGGGAUAUAUCGAGGCCAUUGCGGCCUGGCAGAGGUUUCGCUUUGUCAGAGCAGGGUGGUUUACCGCCGCUGAGGCCAUUGAAUACAUCGACUAUUAUUAUAAGUACCUUUCACCUCUAACACCCAUAUCGCCCCCGACUUUUAGCAACCCGGCCUCUCAUGUCACCCUGCUGUACGAGGAGCCUAUCCUGACCGUCACUCUAUUGACCAUUGCGUCUCGAUAUCGAAAAAUGCCCGGCACAGGCGGCCAUUGCCGCUCGCAUGCUAUCCACGAACAACUAUGGACGUACUUGCGCGGCAUGAUUGAGCGUUGUCUGUGGGGGCAGGAGGCUUUCGGCGGUGGUUUCUGUGUGCCCUCUACAGCCAUGUUUGACGAGUCCCAGACCAGCAGCACCGCUCCGUGGCGAGGACUCCGAAAAGGCAGCCUACGAACUUUAGGGACUAUUGAAUCGCUCAUGAUUCUGACCGAGUGGCAUCCACGCGCUCUGCAUUUUCCCCCAAGCGAAGCGACGGAUGAACUCGUGCUUCCGAUGGCUGAAGGGCUAAUGGCCGGGAUGGACCCUGACGAAGACGCGAAUGGAACUCUGGGCCAAAGUUUCGGAGGGAAGCGGAUCGAAAGUUGGCUUGAGCCGGCGUGGAGAAGUGAUCGGAUGUGCUGGAUGCUUCUCAGCACCGCCAACGGACUGGCGUACGAGCUUGGCGUCUUUGACGACAUCGAUGAAAUGCUCAAGGACGAUGCCAUUAUGCGACUCGAGUACAAGGAGGAGGCAUACCGACAGCGCGCCUACCGCAUCAAACGCCUACUGCUUAUCUACACCACUCAGCUUGCCGGUCGUCUCGGCUGGACAAACAUGGCCCCUGACCACCUCCGGAAGAGCGAUCCAGCCAUCUCUCGAAAGCGGCCUGUAUCUCAUGAAGGUACGACGCCCGGCACAAACCCGUCUUCUAUGUCCAACGCCUUCAACUAUGUUCCAGAUCUUGAGCUGGACGACCAAAUUAUUCACUGCUGGGCGGGUAUCAGUAACGCCAUGCACAUGGGUAACGAGAAGCUCUUCCGCUCCCGGAAACACACGACGCAAAUCAUCCAGAGUGGCAAAUACGUUGACCUUUUACGAGACUUUGUACCCUUACUUCGCGAUUGGUGGAGGGAGUUUGAACUAUUCCGGCUGCCUCAGUUCAUCCGACACAUCCUAACCAUCGAAUACGAGUACGUACGCAUCUACAUCAACUCGCUGUCGCUCCAAGCUGUUGUUGAGCGAUGCACCAACAACGCCAACAACGCGGGAAAUGCCAGUAAUGUAACUGGCUUGGGGUUUAACGGACUGUCAGCCAACGGGCACCAGCAGCUCUCUCCGCAGACCAUGAUCAAUUACGGGAAACUCCCACUUGGUCAGUUGGGUGGCUUUACGGCUAAUGACCAGGAGUACAUCCGCGAGGUUGUUGAGGGUAGCCGUAACCUCCUCCGAACCGUCGUUGAUGGGCUACUACCCGGCGACUACCUCAAACACGCACCAGUCCGCACAUAUUUCCGCAUUAUUAGCGGCGCCAUGUUCCUACUCAAGACAUUCGCACUCGGCGCUCCUCGGUCUGAUGUCAAGAUGAGCAUCGAGCUGAUGGAUUCGACUGUCGAGGCACUCCGCAACUGCGUUGUCGACGAUGUACAUCUGGGAAUCCGAUUCGCCGACCUUCUCGAGUCCCUGACCAGCCGAUUGCGAAACCGCUUCAUCCAGGCCCCUACAAUGCAACAGGCAUCAGGUAAGGGGCAGAGCCCUAUGCCAGAUACAGUUGGGCAUGCAGUCAACGGAUCUGCUGGGCCAAACGGAGAGAGCAACGCGAGCUGGGUUGGAGGUCAUGCCCAAAAACUCCGAGACGGGCUCAACGGAAAUUAUCCUCCCUCCCCUUCUCAUGAGGGGAACGGUAUCUCAGCCACACCAUUUGAUCUCUCUUCUGGCAACUUUCCCUAUCCCGGCAACGCGUCUCUUGGGCCAUCUACACCAACAGCUGUUGACAACAACGUCUCUAAUAUGGACGUCAGUCUCUUCGACGAUUGGAAUAACCAGGGCAACGAGAUGUGGUAUCUGCCACCAGGACCAGCCUUCUUCCAGAACGUAGAGAACACUUCGGUCGCGAUGACAGCCGAGGGGGUCAACGUCGGAGGACUUGACCUGCUCGAAUACAUGGCUAUGGACCCAUCGCAAUUUCCGGGACUGGAUCCUUCGGGGCCAUCAUCCAACGUUUAGGGCACGCCAAUUGGACAAUACGAUAUUAUUUGAUGAGCACGGAAGUUUAAUGAACACCUUUCGCUUUUUUUUUUCUUGUCUGGGGACGUUAUAUCAUGGUUAGCAUGAUUUGAUUCCUGAUUCUAAAACAGCGUGUGACGACUUUCCCCUUAUGUUUGAUACAAAAAAGAUGCCCCCAUGAGGGCCUUGGCGCCUUAGUUUUUGUGGUGGGUGGGUGCAUCGAUUUCUGUUUUCUUCACUGGCUUCGUUUGAUUCAUGAAAUCGGUGCUCUUUUCCUUUGUUCAGAUGAGAACCGCUCAAGGCGGACGAAAAGGAUUGACGAUAUUGGCAGGACGAUCAAAACACAGCACUCCCAAAGAGGGUAGAGAUAGCACUGGUAGACAAAUCAACAGAGAAAAUCGAGACAUUGAGGUGUCAAAAUUCAUAAGAUCGUAAAUGC
Molecule: messenger RNA, 3733 nt
Organism: Ilyonectria robusta
Lineage: Eukaryota; Fungi; Ascomycota; Sordariomycetes; Hypocreales; Nectriaceae
Exons: 4
Coding region: 259-3294 (1011 amino acids)
Biological process (GO): aromatic amino acid catabolic process; positive regulation of transcription by RNA polymerase II
Cellular component (GO): nucleus
Molecular function (GO): zinc ion binding; DNA-binding transcription factor activity, RNA polymerase II-specific
Source: RefSeq, a predicted model, not a curated record